Molecule: messenger RNA, 1308 nt
Organism: Aptenodytes forsteri (emperor penguin)
Lineage: Eukaryota; Metazoa; Chordata; Aves; Sphenisciformes; Spheniscidae
Gene: ARHGAP8
Product: Rho GTPase activating protein 8
Exons: 12
Coding region: 34-1308 (424 amino acids)
Biological process (GO): small GTPase-mediated signal transduction; negative regulation of endocytic recycling
Cellular component (GO): cytoplasm
Molecular function (GO): GTPase activator activity
Source: RefSeq, a predicted model, not a curated record
AAGAUCUGCAUAGACCUGUUCCUAAGGGGAAACAUGUCUGAGGUUGACUAUGAGAAGUUAGCUGAAAUAGAACUGCAGAAAGAUGAAGCGGAAGAUACACAGUCAACACAGGAAGAAACAUUUAUGUCUUCACCACUUGAGGAUCCUGAGUUAAAUAUCAAUCACCCUUACUACGAUGUUGCGAGACAUGGCAUCAUCCAGUUAGCAGGUGAUGACAAUUCUGGAAGGAAGGUGAUUACCUUCAGUUGCUGCCGUAUGCCCCCCUCCCAUCAGCUCAAUCACACCAGAUUGCUGGAGUACUUAAAGUAUACUCUGGACCAGUAUGUAGAGAAUGAUUAUACAGUUGUCUACUUUCACUAUGGCCUGAAGAGUCUGAAUAAACCGUCUCUGAAAUGGUUACAAACAGCCUACAAAGAAUUUGACAGGAAGUAUAAGAAAAACCUUAAAGCACUCUAUGUUGUACAUCCAACCAACUUCAUAAAAAUCCUGUGGAAUAUCUUUAAACCUCUUAUAAGCCAUAAGUUUGGAAAAAAAAUCACCUACUUGAACUAUUUAAGUGACCUCGGAGAGCAUCUCAAAUAUGACCAGCUAAAUAUCCCUCAAGAAGUCAUCCGGCAUGAUGAAAAUCUUCGGGGGAAACAGAAGGGAAAACUGCCACUUGUGGUUAAGGUUCCUCCACCACGGCCACCUCUACCUACCCAGCAAUUUGGAGUCAGCCUGCAAUAUAUCAAGGACAAAAAUAAAGGCGAACUAAUCCCCCCAGUAAUGAAGGAAACUGUAUCCUACCUAAAAAGAAAAGGACUACAAGUAGAGGGCCUCUUCAGAAGGUCAGCCAGCAUCCAGACUAUCAAAGAUGUUCAGAAACUCUACAAUCAGGGCAAAUCUGUGAAUUUCGAUGAUUAUCAUGAUAUCCAUAUUCCUGCUGUUAUCCUAAAGACUUUCCUUAGGGAACUCCCUCAGCCAUUACUAACGUUUGAGUGUUAUGAUCAUAUCAUCGGAAUCACCAGUGUGGAGAGCAGUUUACGAGUCACCAGGUGUAAGCAAAUCAUUCAAGGACUUCCUGAACACAAUUACGUUGUUCUGAAAUAUCUGAUAUGCUUUCUCCAUAUGGUUUCACAGGAGAGCAUAUGUAACAGAAUGACAGCAUCCAGCCUGGCCUGUGUCUUUGGCUUGAAUUUGAUCUGGCCGUCGAAAGGAACAGUGUCCCUGAGUGCUCUGGUACCUCUGAAUCUCUUCACUGAACUACUGAUAGAUUUCUACACGAACAUAUUCAACUCCCGAACAGUGCCUGGUGAGAUCUUACCUUAA